This is a messenger RNA of Ananas comosus (pineapple), 1911 nucleotides long. RefSeq names its product probable serine/threonine-protein kinase PBL10. The transcript is spliced from 6 exons. NCBI's taxonomy places the organism in Eukaryota, Viridiplantae, Streptophyta, Magnoliopsida, Poales, Bromeliaceae. Gene Ontology annotation, molecular function: protein kinase activity; ATP binding. Bases 420 to 1679 code for a protein of 419 amino acids. Gene Ontology annotation, biological process: protein phosphorylation. The record is from RefSeq and is a predicted model, not a curated record.
CAUCCUCCCUCUCACAGUAUAGCACUGGGGGACCAGCGCCCGCCAUUAAUGCCACUGCACCGAACUCUCUCUCUCUCUCUCUCUAUUCCAACCGUAGAAGAAGAGUUCUAGAGAGAGAAAGCUCAGAGACCUUCUCGAAGGUCUCGAGGGCGAGGACGAAUCCUCAGAAGGGGCGCGAAAUCGAAGGAGGAAGAGAUCGAAAGGGGGGCGCGAUCGAUCCGAUCCAACACCCUUUCAAACCCUAGCGAUAACCCUCCGAAACUCCGAGUCCGAGCCCUCGAGGUGCUACGCUCUCGUUUCGGCGAUCGAUUCGGCUUCGUUCUCGUGGGUCUGGGCGAGGAUUUGGUGGAAGCGAUCGAUUUGGGCGAGGAUCGAAGAGUUUUGGCUUUUGUUGGCUUCGAUUUGCGUACGCGAUCUAGAUGGGGAAUUGUUGGGGUGCGAAGAUUAGCUCGGAGAGCCCGUCCCGUAGUGUUUACACAUCAGGGGCAAACUCCAAGUUCACAAGCCGUAAUGCGAACGGGUUGAGCAGUUCGAGCAGUAGGGUUUCUGCAUCUUCGGUUCCUCCGACCCCUCGAAGUGAGGGUGAGAUAUUACAGUCAUCCAAUGUUAAGAGCUUCACCUUUAAUGAACUGAGGACCGCCACUAGAAACUUCCGUCCCGACAGUGUGUUGGGAGAGGGAGGCUUCGGGUCGGUUUUCAAGGGAUGGAUCGAUGAGCACACAUUUGCGGCCGCCAAGCCAGGGACCGGAAUUGUUAUUGCCGUCAAGAAACUAAACCAGGAAGGUUUUCAGGGUCACAGGGAAUGGUUGGCGGAGGUUAAUUAUCUCGGCCAAUUAUCUCAUCCUAAUCUCGUGAAACUUAUCGGGUAUUGCCUAGAGGAUGAACAACGACUUCUUGUCUACGAAUUUAUGCCCCGUGGGAGCUUAGAGAAUCACCUCUUCAGGAGGGGUUCACACUUCCAACCACUCUCUUGGAACCUCCGUAUGAAGGUAGCUCUUGGAGCUGCGAAGGGGCUCGCCUUUCUACACAGUGAUAAGGCAAAAGUUAUUUAUCGUGAUUUCAAGGCCUCUAACGUCCUUCUAGAUUCUCACUAUAAUGCGAAGCUUUCUGAUUUUGGGCUAGCGAAGGACGGCCCAACUGGUGAUAAGAGCCACGUCUCUACGAGGGUCAUGGGAACGUAUGGAUAUGCCGCUCCAGAAUACCUUGCAACAGGUCAUUUGACUACAAAAAGCGAUGUAUACAGUUUCGGAGUAGUUCUUCUAGAAAUGCUAUCGGGACGCCGAGCCGUGGACAAGAACCGCCCAAAUGGCGAGCACAAUCUGGUGGAGUGGGCCAGGCCAUACUUGACGAGCAAAAGAAAGAUAUUCCGUGUAUUGGACCCUCGACUGGGGGCUCAAUUCUCCCUAGCUGGGGCGCAAAAAGCUGCGGCUCUAGCUCUUGAGUGCUUAUCGGUUGAUGCCCGUUACAGGCCCAACAUGGAUCAGGUAGUCGUGGCUUUAGAAAAGAUUCAAGACUGUAAAGACACGGCCAGGGAUGCUCGCGCAGAGGUUAAGAUGAGCAGCACAGGUUUCGGAAGCAGUAAGCAGAGAUACCGGAGGAGAAGCUCGGGCGAAGCCGUUAAUGGAAAAGCGGCUUAUCCGAGACCCUCGGCGUCCCCUCUUGGUAGUAGUGCAAAAUAAGCUUGGGUGACGUAAUUAAUAUAGCUUGUAGUGGGAGAUGUUCUUAGAGGCUAAAGAUUCAAAGAAUUGUAUGUUGCUAGAUUUCUAUGUCGGCUUCGGAUUUUUGCUGUUGUUGUACAGCUUUUUCUUUUGUUCUUUCGUAUCUUUUUUAUGUUGUAUUUCGUAAGGUGGCCUUGUUUAGUGCUAUGGUCGGGUGAAUUUUAGAGUAAAUAUUUUUGAGCUUUUCGUUGCU